Prunus armeniaca (apricot) is the source of this 231-nucleotide messenger RNA. NCBI's taxonomy places the organism in Eukaryota, Viridiplantae, Streptophyta, Magnoliopsida, Rosales, Rosaceae. The record is from the annotation of a GenBank genome assembly.
AUGAAGGAGUUUAGUUUCCACAAGAUCUUCACUAACGUUGACAAGGUGCAUGCAGCUCAAGUUCUCAACAUGCUGGGCUUGGAAGACUGGUUUGAAGGCCUUAUAUGCUUUGAAACUCUUAACCCUCAUCACCUUGAACCAAUUGAUUGCAUGAUGGCAUCAGAUUCUCUACAAACCCUCAUCACCUUGGACGAACUAAAUGGUCAUCAUAGAACGUACACCAGAGGCUAA